AUGUCUUUCUUAGGAUUUGUUCGCGACGUUUCUCUCUGCGCUUCUCACAGUUCUCAUGGGAGUGGGAGAGGCGGGCGACACUAGAUGCAACCCAAGCUCCCAGAUCCGGCUACUGGCACUAACCCUAGCAGCAUUCCCCCUCUCAAUGCCUCCUAGGGCUCCCAGAUCUGCGCUUCUCACAGUUCUCUUGGUCAGAAUCACUAAGUUUAUGGCGAUGAGUAUGCCACCGCAUCAGAAAAGGAUCCAAAGAUUUUGUUGACUACAUCUCGUGAGCCAAGCCAGCGUCUUGGUCAGUUUGUUAAAGAAUUAAAAUUGGUGUUUCCCAACGCAGCGAGAAUGAACCGUGGUAGUCAGGUGAUCUCAGAAAUUAUUGAGUUUUGCCGAGCGCAUGAAUAUACAGAUGUUAUUUUUGUGCAUGAACAUCGUGGUGAGCCUGAUAAUUUGGUCAUUUGCCACUUGCCAUUUGGUCCAACUGCAUUCUUUGAGUUGCUGAAUGUGCUUGGUCAAAGGACUGCAAACAUCCUUAAACAUCUCUUUACUGUGCCUAAACCUGAAACUAAACGAAUAAUCACAUUUGCCAACAAGUCCGAUUACAUCUCAUUCAGGUACUCCUUGGCCUUCACAAUUUAUUCUUUGAUUUUCAUUAUCUGACUCUGGUUUAGGCUUUUUACUCAUACCCUACUUUCUGAUGUUUAGACAUAAAAUUUUUAUGUGUAGAUAAAGGGGUAUCUAUCAUGCAGUGGUUUUCGAGUGAACUCUACAAUCUGUAUAAAUCUACACUUGAACAAUAAUUCUUUCUCUUUUUGAUGUAUUUAAUGAAUGGAUUUCACAUAGUGUGUUAGAAUUGUUACUCCAAGAGUUGAUAAAAUAAUAGCAAUUAGUUGUAGCUCCUAUACAUUCUUGUCAAAAUUGGUAUUGGAAUUGAAUAAAAAAAAAAAAAAUUUAAGUAGGUUAUUUCAAAUUGGUAGGAUUGAUGAAAUUAGAAUCAUUUAGAAAUAACAAAAUAACAGUUUCAUAUGUUAGAUACUAAACUAUAAGUGGGCGAUGCUUAUAGCAUUGUUCACAGUGAUUUUUAUUAUUUUUAAACUCUCGGUUAUGCCAAUAAGAUUUUGCUUUUAGGAUUUAGGGAUUGGAUUAUAGUAUUAAGCAAAAAAAAAAUUCAAAUCGAAAAAAAAUUUAGGUGCUCGUGGCGUGUGGAAGGUAAGAUAUGCAGCAUAACAUUUCUCUCUCUCUCUCUCUCUCUCUCUCUCGCCUGGAUUCAAGAUUGGAAAUAUGUUGUCAACAUGUAAGUUUUUUGACUUCUUUUCUUACCUUUGUUGAAACAUGGAUGUAUUUUGAUGUGGCAAUACAAUUCUCAUAGGUUAUAUGCAUGAAGGUGAUUUGUCAUCAGCCAAUGUGAUUUAGGCAUCAUAGUUAAUUAUCUUGGAAUACAUCUAAGUUUAUACUUGAACAAAAUACAUAUAGCCCCUCUAGCUGAUGACCAAAACUAUAAAUCUUGUAAGAAUAUCCAUAUCAGUAAUAA
Messenger RNA from Zingiber officinale, 1522 nucleotides. Its product is annotated as U3 small nucleolar ribonucleoprotein protein IMP4-like. Lineage: Eukaryota; Viridiplantae; Streptophyta; Magnoliopsida; Zingiberales; Zingiberaceae. The transcript is spliced from 5 exons. Gene Ontology annotation, molecular function: rRNA primary transcript binding; snoRNA binding. Bases 337 to 651 code for a protein of 104 amino acids. Gene Ontology annotation, cellular component: small-subunit processome; Mpp10 complex; nucleolus. The record is from RefSeq and is a predicted model, not a curated record. Gene Ontology annotation, biological process: rRNA processing.